Molecule: messenger RNA, 589 nt
Organism: Cetraspora pellucida
Lineage: Eukaryota; Fungi; Glomeromycota; Glomeromycetes; Diversisporales; Gigasporaceae
Source: the annotation of a GenBank genome assembly
GAACAAUGUAACUCUUGAACAAACCAUUGAAGCAGCAAGGCAAAUAGAAGAAAAUAAUAAUGCAUAUCCUGAAGCUCUUUCAAAAUUUUAUUCUUCCAAUAUAAAUUCUGCUUCUAAACCUAUGCAACAACCAGUAAAUCAAUCAACAAACCCACUUAUCCAACCUGCACAGCCAGAAAACCAUUCAACUUUCAUUGCAAUUAAUCAAAAUAUUGGUCCAAACCAACCACAACAAAAUGUAUUUCCAAAUAAGUAUUUAAAUUCAAAAGAAGAUUCAGAAGAAAAUGAAAGUGAUGAGGAGGAUUAUAAUGAAGAUAAAGAAGAGAAAAUUGAGAAGAACCUACUUGGAAUUAGUCUUGUUGUUUUAGAGAAAGGAAGUCCUGAUCAACACUACUACAAAAUAACUUCAAAGGAAAUUCAAAUUGAUUCUGAAACCUUUUCUUUUCAAGGUGGAUUAGAGGAAUUAGAAACAAAUAAAAACAAAUUCCAUAUCCAAGAUAUUCUUAGCAAAUACCUACAAAUUGUUACAAAAGAUAUUGAUAAAUUAGGACAAACUGAACCAUUCAUAUUUUGUGUUGAGGUCCAGUAA